Misgurnus anguillicaudatus (oriental weatherfish) is the source of this 4299-nucleotide messenger RNA. The record is from RefSeq and is a predicted model, not a curated record. NCBI's taxonomy places the organism in Eukaryota, Metazoa, Chordata, Actinopteri, Cypriniformes, Cobitidae.
UUUGAUUCGGUCCCUUACAAGCUGUUUUGUGGCUGAACUGGUCUAGUAUACAAGAUGAGAGGAGACACACACACAGAGUUGGAGCAACUCCUGUUUCUUAAAUCUAUACAGCAGUGAGCUUUUUUGAACAGACGAGGAAGACAGUUUUAAAGGAUUACGUGUAAUACAUCUGCUCUCUGAAUGAAAAUUAACCUUGAAGAGGACGAGGCUGUACAAGACACUGUAAGCUGCAAGAUCCUUUUACAAGGAACGGAAAAGUACACAUACAAGUGUAGUCCUGUAAACAGAAGAACCAGACUAAAAGAUUAUGGAUCUUGAUGUUCUAAACACAAGGGAGCCAACAAUAAAUGCUUCAGGAUAAAACCUAAUUUUCUAAACUAUUUGAUCAAUCAGGGUGAAUUAUUUCAUUAAAUAUGAUGUCCAACUUGCACCCAACAAGCUCUUUUCCCCGACUCAAGAGGACAAAGAAAUUGAUCUUGCUACUCUUUGUUUUCUGUUAUUCUGCAUGUGUUGGAAGCAGUAUUCCAGGUUCAGACAACAACCCUCAUUUUAUCUGCACCCCCAUCCCUGCUGAUACUGAUCCUGGGUGUUUUCCCACAGUGGGUGCCACAAGUGGCCCCACGAAUGGACACCACAGUGGACCAAACGGGAACAGCGGGUACGGUAUGUCUGAGGAGGCAAAAGCCACGAUCCUACACCUGCGGGAGAGUUUGGUUCAACAGAAAGAAACCAUCCUGGACAUGAGGGAGACUAUCAGAGAGCUCACUGCCAAACUGAACCUGUGCGAGGGCUUAAGUCGUAGCGUGGCCAACCACGACGACCACCCACAUCGCACAUCUGCACACAUGGCCCACCACGCUUACCCGCCAACCCCUGAUAAGGCUCAUCUCGGGUGGAUGGGGCCUGAUGGUCACCAUGCCAACCACAGACUUGACCUGGGUCAUUAUGUCGAUAGUGGCGCAAGACAUCACCGUGGGAAGGCUGUGUUGAGCGAGAAGCACGUUGGGGGUGUUGAGAUGACCCUUUCACCAUCAUCCACGCCAGAGCAGAUCAACAGGAUGCUUCAGACCCUGAAAGAACGGCUGGAGAAUUUGCAGACACAAAAUACCUCCACCACCUACUUUAGUUCACUGAAGGAACUCUUGCAGAGGAAGAUCAGCGCUCUUGAACAACAGAUACAACACCAUCCUGCUUCACUAACCAGUCACAGUGAUGAUGAUGAUGAUGGUGAUGAUGAUGAGAGCCACCAUGACCAUGAUCAUGAUGACACCCAUCAUGAGGACCACCAUGAUAAUGAUCACCAUGAUGAUGAUCAUCAUGACGAUGAUCACCAUGACGUUGAUCACCAUGACGAUGAUCACCAUGACGAUGAUCACCAUGACGAUAGCCAUGAAGACAGCCACCAUGAUGACAGCAGUCAAGACAACGACCACUAUGACAAUAAGGUUCCUGAAUAUGGCUUUGGAAGGUCAUCUUAUCACUCACGAGGACACAGGGGAGCAUUGAAUGGAGUGCACAGCAAGUUGGACGCAGUUCUAAAUCAUCUGCAGCACAGACUUGCUGACACAGGCUCUAGAAAGAACAGCAAAGUCAAUGAAGCUUUCCAGAUUGGAUUCCCCAUGCAAACAAACUACAUGUACGGUCGUGUAAAGCGCACUCUGCUGCACGAGAUCUUCUCAUUCACUUUAUGUCUGUGGAUCAAGGCCGGUGUCGGGCCUGGACUCGGGACACCGUUCUCCUACUCGGUUCCUGGUCAAGCCAAUGAGCUGGUUCUUAUUGAAUGGGGUAGCAACCAAAUGGAGCUGCUGGUUGAUGACAGAGCUGUCAAUUUACCCCUCUCUCUGAGUGAUGGUAAAUGGCACCAUGUCUGUGUGGCGUGGUCAACACGGGAUGGCCUGUGGGAGGCUUACCAGGAUGGUGUAAAGAGAGGCUCAGGUGAAAAUCUCUCUCCCUGGCAUCCCAUCAAACCUGGAGGAGUCUUCAUACUGGGGCAAGAACAGGACACACUGGGAGGCCGUUUUGAUGCCACGCAGGCAUUUGUUGGUGAAAUCUCAGAUGUGCAGAUGUGGUCUCAUGUUCUCACACCGCAUGAUGUCUACAGCUUGGCUUCAUGUGGUGGUCAUAUCACUGGUGACAUCAUCGCCUGGUCAGAGUCAAUAGUGGAGCUGCAUGGAGGGGUCACUAAAUAUCCAUUUGACCCCUGUCACUGAAGAGUGUAUAAUUCUUCUGAAUGGCAAAAUGUAAAAUCACAGUUCAUUUUGAAACACUUCAAUGACUUAAAACCUGGUUUUAAUGCAAAGCUCCCAAAACACUGCCUUUUGUUUACAUAAUAAAACUUAAAUGACCCCACAACCUUUACAAUUUCAACAUGUAGUUUUGUGCUGUUAUCAUGUUUUUUAUAUAGCUCAUUUCUUUCUUACUGAACUUUUUUCUUAUUUUAUUCUACUACUUACACUUACACUUUGUCAUUCAUUUUUUGAUGCAAGAACAUAUUGUCAUAGCUUGAAUAGAAAAGCAUAGAAUGUGUUGAUGCUGACCAGAGGUUAAAUUGAGACUAGAAAAGAGUAACCAGUUUAUAAAGGAUUCAAUAUCUUGCACUGUAAGAAGAAUCUAUAAAAGAUGCAGCGAUACCAAAGAGAUGAGUUAAAAAGAGCAAACAAGUUUGCUAUAUUUACUAUUUUUGUGAGUUUUUUUUUUCAUUUUAAUUGAAGUACAGUUUGACAGUAAUUCAUAUGAUAAAACCAACUUAAGUAGGCAUAUCUGGACAUUUGUAAUAUAUUCUGUUAAACAUUUUGAGUAUUUUGGAUUUUAGAUAGGUGUUCUGUAAUAAUUUGCAAUAAUUGAAUCAAUCUAUUUGCUGAGGCACCUGAAAAAAGUGUAAUUGAUUCAAAAGACUUGAUUUCAAUUGUAAUUUUUGUGUUUUAAACUAUUACUAUUUAUUUACUGUUUUCAUUUGUUUACUAAUUUGAAAACAGAAACUAAACUUUACAAUUAAACAAACUUGCUGUUCAAAUCUGAAGCCCCACAUCACCGGACUCUCUGAAAAAUAAGGUACGUGUUAAAAAUGUGUCCUAAUACGUACCAUUUUGGCAAAGAUAUGUACCUUUGAGGUACCAUACCAAUGUGUACCUUUUAAUCGUGUGCUUUUUUAAAAGGUAUUUGAUUUAAUCAUUGCAUAAAUAAAAUGAGUUGUGCAGUAUUGACUAUCAAAGCCUCUCAGAUAAAUAGCAGCUCUGUCUUUGGUUGGUCCUGUUGCUAUUAUUAGAUCAUAAGCCACUUAAUCAGAUCCAGUGUUCAAAAGGUCCUAGCUGUAAAUUCCAGUUGCUAAACUUGUUUUGUUUUCCAGACAACAGUUGUACAUGACAUUCCUAUUUGUCUUUACACCAACACCUGUUAUGAAAAGGCUAUACAGACUGUCACUGUAAUAGAUAAGUAAAUCAUCAUGUCGGGUCCUUAUCAUGUCUGAGAUUAUUUCUGCGAUAAAAACCGGCUGCCUGUACAUAAUAAGCCUGCUUUUUACACUGCUAUUUACCACAUAAGGAAAGUAAGGAACAUUAAAGGCGGAGUCCACGAUGUUUGAAAAACGCGUUGGAAAAGGAGACGGGCCGACUACCAAAACACACUUAUAGCCAAUAAAAUCAAAUCAAAUGCCGGGUUGCGUAUGUGUAGGGCGGGUCUAUCAACAGAAGGUCCAGAUUCUAUUGGGGUAGGGGCGUGUUUGUUUAGGUGAUUUCAAAUAUCAACAUUGGCUUUCAAACAUCAUGGACUCCGCCUUUAAAUAUUGAUGUUUAACAAAUGCAGACAUUUCAUGAGUAAAACCCAUUUACUUUCGGUUUUAGAAUAAGUAUUUAGUAAAUAUAGUGUUAUGUUAUUAAAAGCAUAAAAAAAGAUACAUUUUUAAAUGCAUUAGUUUUUUAUGCUUACUGGCCCAGGCCCAAAUCUCUAUAAUAUUCUGAUUCCAUUGCAUCCCAAGGACCAUAUGUUAAUCUAUGGGAUUUAUUUUUGUUUUAUUUUAUGCCAGGCAAACUUUAAUUGUGUAAAUGAGUUUAGGUUUGUUCAAAUCCCUCUAAGUGUGAGCAAUAAUAAUAUUGACAUUUUCCCAAAAAGAUGAAUAAAUGAUAAAAAAAAAACACAAACAAUAAAAAAGUUUUUUGUACUUCUGUUUAUUAGAGUUGACUGGCAACAGUGUACCAUAAUUGAGUUUUUGAUUUGCUACAUGAAGAAUCUUUCAACAAUCUGUGGCCCACCUAAAGACAGACACUUGAAAACACUGAGGAGAGACAUAAAGAAAUGCUUUCA